CCCCCUCCCACUCCUGGGCGCGUGAGUCGGCGGAUGACGUUCGCGAUGAACGUGCUGGAGCAACGGCACCGGCAGCUCGAGCGGGCGAUGCGCGGCAAGGAAGAAAGGAUUGUUCAGCUAGAAACUGAAAAUGCUCUGCUUCACCUGAAACUGGCAAAAUGUCAUGGAUCAAUGAGAGACAGUAGAGAAGAAGCAAUGUGUUCACACAGGCAUUUAGAGGAUAUGCAGGUGAUUCAGAGAGAUGUCAGUAUUCAACUGUUUGCAGCAAUAAAGGUCUUGAAGCAAGAGCUAAAGUCCUUGCAGUCACUGGCUAAAGACUUUGAGGAGUUUCAGGAGAAGUACAAGACAGCUUUGAAGGAAUUUUUAUCUGCCACUGAAAAACAACAUGUGAACAAUGUGGAUGUGAAUCAACUCCAAGAGCGAGUCUUUCAACUCGAAAAAUCUCUUCAGGAAGUUAAUGGUAGAUAUAAUGCUGAAAAGCAGAAAAGGAAGAUGCUUCACAAUGCCCUCACUGAAACUAUUCAAGUAAAAUGCAGUCGCUCUGGUCUUACAGCAGUAAACAAGAUGUUUGAAUUUGAACGUCUGAUGUCAGACAGGCCAUCUGAAACCUACUCUGUUGAAGUGUCUGUUGUGGAGGUGUACAACAAUGAUAUCGUCGAUCUACUGGAAAAAUGCAGUGGCGGGAACUUGCAUGUAAAACGAGAAGCUGAGACUACUCUUGCUGCUAGUAAUAAGAUCCCUUUUUUAGCUUCCAAACAUGUUGAGAAUCCUACAAGUAUUCUGAAUGUCAUCUCCCAUGGUUUACAACAUAGAGCCAAGCAUCCAACAUUAAUCCAUGCACAUUCCUCUCGGUCCCAUCUUGUGAUAACAAUUGCUAUAACCACUAAAGCCAUUGCUGACAAUAGAGCAGGGGGUGAUGCAAAAUUGUUGGUGAUGGUAUGUGUCUCACCCGGACAAAGAUAUAUUACAGAAUCUUUGCAGUCUUUAGGAUUUGGUUACCGAGCUCGGCAAAUACAGAAGGGUCAUGCAAGGAAGAUUCCAGCACGCCAAGAGAAUGGUGCGAGAAACAAAAAGCAUCAUCCAGUGAGCUCCAGCUCUGUGGGCAAAAAUGCCUAGUUAAUGAGAGAGGUUAGAGGAGAACGGCAAGACUAGCUCAAGCUGACAAGAAGGCAACACUAACUCAAAGACCCACGUGAGACAACAGUGGUGUGCAGAGGAGCAUUUCUGAAUGCAGAUCAUGUCAAACCUUGAAGUGGAUGGGCAACAGCAGGAGAAGAGCACAGCAGGUUCCACUUCUGUAGUCACUUUAGUCUGGACACUCCUAUACCUGAUUAAGUGCCCACUGAGUAUGUAACUGCUAAUUACUACCUUAAUAAAACUGCUUUCGUAGAUUUUUUUCAGUAUUUGUGUUGCUUUUUUAAACAUUUAAUGAUUCUUCUCUUACAAUUACAAAUUUAUACUUUGUAGAGAAUACUAGUGGAAUAUCUUCCCAAAAUAACCCCCAAGGAGCUCGUUGAAGUGUUUUCAGCUGACUCAUGUAUUAAAUAAAGAAAAGUAAAUACUAUGGACCCAGAAAUCUAAAACUAUGAAGGAAGAUUUAGGCAAGAUUCCAUGAAAUGUAAUACAUGCAGUCUUCAUGUUAAUAAUGAUCUUAAAAUAAAAAAAAACCUCCAGCUACAGCAAAAAAAUAAGGUUAAAUGCUACCAAAUAGUGGAGCAACAAAAAAUCUGUUGGAAGAACUCAGCAGGCCGAGCAGCAUCUCGAUUAGGAUCGACUUGGACCUAGGGGUCCAAAAUCCCCUUGGUGAUAGGAGGCAGGGUGAUGGUAAAAGGAUGUCUUUUUCUGAUUAGAAGCUUGUGACUGUAGGGAUU
Mobula hypostoma (lesser devil ray) is the source of this 1871-nucleotide messenger RNA. It is a transcript of the gene kif25, whose product is annotated as kinesin family member 25. Gene Ontology annotation, cellular component: kinesin complex; microtubule. Bases 34 to 1116 code for a protein of 360 amino acids. NCBI's taxonomy places the organism in Eukaryota, Metazoa, Chordata, Chondrichthyes, Myliobatiformes, Myliobatidae. The transcript has 10 exons. The record is from RefSeq and is a predicted model, not a curated record. Gene Ontology annotation, biological process: microtubule-based movement. Gene Ontology annotation, molecular function: microtubule motor activity; microtubule binding; ATP hydrolysis activity.